GUUUCGGCAUCUGCUGACCCUCGUUUGUGGUUCCUACCAGCAUGGUUGCCAUCUCGUUCACACCACUGUACGGCGUUCAGUCGACGGAACGAAGCUGCUGCUAUCUCCUGGAGGUGGAUGACAUUGGGAUUCUCCUUGACUGUGGGUGGACAGAUGACUUCGACGUGGCGCUGCUUGAACCCCUGGCCAAAGUCAUCGACAAAGUCGACCUCGUGCUCAUCUCGCAUCCCGAUUUGGCGCACAUGGGCGCCCUGCCGUACGCCAUGGGCACACUCGGCCUCAAAGCGCCCGUGUACGUGACGCUGCCCGUGUACCGCAUGGGCGAAAUCGUGCUCUACGAGGCGUACCAGGCUCGGACCAAGGACGAUCUCGAGUUCAACCUGUUCACGUUGGACCAUGUGGACCAAGUUCUGGAGACGUUCAUCCAGCUCAAGUUCUCACAGAAACUCAAGCUGUCUGGCGAAGGCGAGGGCAUCUACAUCACACCGCACGCCGCGGGGCAUCUCAUCGGUGGGUCCAUCUGGAGCAUCGCCAAGGAAACAGACGAAAUCAUAUAUGCCGUCGACUACAACCAUCGAGCAGAGCACGUGUUGAGCAAAACGGUCUUGGACACGUUCACGCGCCCCACGUUGCUCAUCACUGGUUCCAUGUCCCUUGACAAGCAGCAACCCAAAAUGCGAGACCGCGACGAACAACUCAAGGAUGAAAUCGUCCACGUGCUGCGACGAGGGGGCGACGUGUUGAUUCCAUGCGACAGCGCCGGUCGUGUGUUGGAAGUGCUGCACGUACUAGAUCAAUAUUGGAUCAAACUCAAGCUAAAAGACCCGAUUGCGUUGCUGCACACAAUGAGUUUCUACACCCCCAAGGCGGCCCAAGCCAUGCUCGAGUGGUGCAGCGAGCGCAUUUCCAAGAACUUUGACAUUGGGAAACCCAAUCCGUUCAAUUUUACACAUGUCAACUUGAUCCACAACCUCGACGAACUGGAUCGGCUGCCCAGCCCCAAGGUCAUUCUGGCGACGUCGACUUCUUUAAACCACGGGUUCGGCAAGGACCUGCUCAUGAAGAUGGCCCCGCUGUCAAAGAAUGGGCUCGUGUUUGUGUCGACGCCCGUGCCGGGCACCGUGGCCGCGACCAUCCAUCCCGGGACGAUCGUGAAGCUGAAAGUGUCGAGGAAUGUUCCAUUGGAAGGCGCGGAAUUGCUGGCGUACGAGGCCAAGGAGCGGCGGCGACUCAUCGACGAAGCGGAGCUGAAAGCCAAAGAAAUCGAAGAAGCGGCGCUCGAGGACAUGAUGAUGACGAUCGCCGAGUACGAGUCGGACGACGAAGGACAGCCGCCGACGAAUGCACCUGGUGCCCAAGGCCCCCCUACGGACAAGGCGGCCCCAAUGCAAUUGCGAGGGUCGUUCAAAGUCGGGUUUGGUCAGUUUGCGACGGCCAAAUUCCCCAUGUUCUUCACCAUGGACACGAAAUGCGAAUGGGACGAGUAUGGCGAGAUUAUCCGUGUGGACGAGUUCAAAGACGUGCAUCAAGCCAAAGCUCGCUUGCGUAAAGCCAAAGCCGCCUCCUCCUCCUCAAAAGAAGACGUCGACAUGGGCAACGGGGACGACGAAGAUGAUGACGUCAACGGCCUUGCCGCGGCCGAUCGACGGCCCAUGAAGACCGUCCAUUCUUCCCAACACAUUUUCGUACGAAUAGUUGUUUCGAACGUAUUAGCCAAUCAAAUGAGAUUCUAUGUUUUGGAAUGGACCAAUCACAAGCCGUUUUGGGUUCUCAUUUUUCGACAGAUUCAAUGCACCGUCCAGUUUGUGGACUUUGACGGCGUCGCCGACGGCCGCGCGAUCAAGAAUUGCCUGGACAAUGUCAAACCACGCAAGCUAAUCCUGGUGCAUGGCACGCCGGAAACCACAACGGAACUGCAGGAAUAUGUGCAGACUACGAUCGAGCAAUGCGAAGCGGUGUACACGCCACACGCGAACGAGUGCAUUGAUAUCGAGUCCGACACGACCGUGUACAAGCUGUCGCUCAAGGAAUCGCUGUAUUCGUCGGCGUUUUUUCAAAAGGUGCGACUUGUAUACGCUUCAUGCGAUACGUACUGGAUGGAGUAUACAUAGGUUGGGAGCCACGACGUGGCAUACAUCAACGCGACAGCCGAAUUCCACGGCGCAACAUGCAUCGUGGACGUGGCCGAGCAAGAAUACCACACGCCCAUGCUAUUGUCGCAAGGCAAGGUCACGUUGGCCAUGUUGAAGACGUUGCUGGCACGUGCGGGGUUCGAAGCCAACUUUUACGGGGGCAUGCUGGUAUGGAUAUGAAACUUGUCCGUCGUCAUCACGUGAACAUGAUGUGUGUAGGUGUGUGACGACGGCGUGGUGUUGAAGCGGUCGCGCAACAACGAAGUCGUGAUGGAAGGCACGCUGUCCUCGAGCUACUACCGCAUCCGAGACAUUUUAUACCAGCAGUAUACUUUGGUUUAAUGGAGUAGAACAGCAUCUGGUUUCGCAUAAGAAACUUCACCUCCUUUCAAUCACUUCUCAGGUUGAUUCGGUCGGUCAAGGAUACAACCACCUCAUCUCCAAAGGUGUUUGAGGCGAG
Molecule: messenger RNA, 2592 nt
Organism: Aphanomyces astaci
Lineage: Eukaryota; Oomycota; Saprolegniomycetes; Saprolegniales; Verrucalvaceae
Exons: 9
Coding region: 42-2111 (689 amino acids)
Biological process (GO): mRNA 3'-end processing by stem-loop binding and cleavage
Cellular component (GO): mRNA cleavage and polyadenylation specificity factor complex
Molecular function (GO): RNA binding
Source: RefSeq, a predicted model, not a curated record